GUUAGAUAUCAGCCUACUGUAGAUGUUUGACUGCAUAAUAAUAUCAUUAUGUAAAGCAAAUUUCGACAGAAGAAAAUAAAUUUAAAAUGGCACGACUUUUCAGAAAUUUUCGCUUUGUAUUACAGGUUGUGAACAGCACAUCACAUACAACUAAGAGAUAUUUGCAGGCGAACGUGACUGACAAUGCUCAGAAAGUUGCAGUUGCAGUUAAACAUCCUGAUACAUUUGAGACCAGGAAGGACAUGCCACCAGAAGAUAUGAGACCGCUGUAUAUGGAUACUCAGUCAACCACACCAUUGGAUCCUAGAGUAUUGGAUGCAAUGUUACCGUACUUUGUUGGUUCUUAUGGUAAUCCACAUUCCAGAACUCAUGCCUAUGGCUGGGAAAGUGAAGCAGCUGUAGAAAAAGCCAGAAAACAAAUAGCUGACCUUAUAGGAGCUGAUCCAAGGGAAGUAAUUUUCACAAGUGGUGCAACAGAAUCAAAUAACAUAGCUGUUAAAGGAACGGCUAGAUUUUAUAAGUCAAAGAAAAACCAUGUUAUAACAACACAAACUGAACAUAAAUGUGUUUUGGAUUCUUGUCGAGCUUUAGAGGCAGAAGGUUUCAGAGUAACUUACUUACCUGUCCAACCAAAUGGAAUUAUUGAUCUAAAGUUAUUAGAAGAAUCAAUGACAGAUGAAACAGUAUUAGUCUCUAUAAUGACUGUUAACAAUGAAAUUGGGGUCAGACAACCAGUCAAUGAAAUAGGUAAACUCUGCAGAUCCAAGAAAAUAUUCUUCCAUACAGAUGCUGCUCAGGCCAUAGGGAAAAUUCCUAUGAAUGUUAAUGACAUGAAUAUUGACCUCAUGUCAAUCAGUGGUCACAAAAUAUAUGGCCCAAAAGGAGUUGGAGCUUUAUAUAUUAGAAGACGUCCAAGAGUUAGAGUUGAGGCACUACAGAGUGGUGGAGGACAGGAGAGGGGUAUGAGGAGUGGUACUGUCCCCACCCCUCUCUGUGUAGGAAUGGGGUCAGCCUGUGCUGUGGCAAUGGAAGAGAUGGAGUAUGAUCAUAAGAGAACAGUAGAAUUAUCAAACAGACUAUUACACAAGGUACAAGAUGCUAUUCCACAGGUCAUCAGAAAUGGUGACCCAGAUAUGACUUAUCCAGGCUGCAUAAAUCUGUCCUUUGCUUAUGUGGAAGGAGAAAGUUUGUUAAUGGCACUUAAAGAUAUUGCUCUAUCUUCAGGAAGUGCCUGUACAUCAGCUUCAUUAGAACCUUCCUAUGUGUUACGUGCUGUUGGGGCUGAUGAUGACCUAGCUCACUCGUCAAUCAGAUUUGGUAUUGGAAGAUUUACAACAGAAGAAGAAAUAGAUUAUACAGCUGAACUGACAGUCAAACAUGUAACAAGACUCAGAGAAAUGAGUCCUUUAUGGGAAAUGGUACAGGAAGGUAUAGACAUCAAACAAAUCAAAUGGUCACAACACUGAGAAGAGAAAUCACAUGAUAGACAUGUGAACACAACAUGUGACUUUCAUAAUCAUGGCAACAUGCUUCAAUGGAUCAAGACAGAAUUCCACAAUGUUUAUACAGAUAAUAUGCUUACCAUGUAAAUAUUUGGUUACAACUAUAUAUGAACAAAUCUUAUUAUGCUGGUGUCAUAUAGUUUACUAAUUCCGUUAUUGCAGUUUUAUUUAUAUAUUAUAUACAGAAUAAAUAUGAGUAAAUAUAGCAAAGUUCUAAGUUGAUACAUUGGUUUUGAUGUUAUAAUCACUAUCAUUUUGAUUUCAGAUAUUGGUUUUUUCACUUUCCUUUAUCAGUAUUAUUGACAACUUCUAAAAGUGAAAGAGUAAGGUCUUGUAUUGAUAGGGUAUGAUAUGUCAUUAUUAUUAUUAUACCAAGGUGUUGUACAAGAAUAAUUAAUUUUUUUAAAUUUUUAAUCUGCUUGAGAAUAUAAAUGUAUUUUUCAUUUUGGCUUUUCUUAAAAUUACAGCACUGAGGGUUGGAGGGGACUCUUAGUUGACCCUGACGUAUCAUGUGUAAUAUACUAAUUGGUUGUUAAUGAUGUUCUUCUACCUCACACAAAAAAAACUCAAUGUUUUGUUAAAGAUCAACACAGAAUCCUCCAAUUCCCCCCAAGAUCAACCAGAACCAGAGUUUGUUAUUACAAGGAUUUUGGAAUAGCCGUUAUGAUGUAUAUCCGCAUUAGACUUAAAUGUAAAUAUUUUUAACAUGUAGUUCAUUGAAGUUUUACAGUUGGAUAAAAGUAGAUUUACUGCAUAAUGAUAUCUGUGCUUACGAGUAAAUUUAUUGUGAUUGUAUUGAAAUACGUUUAUCAUCUGUCUUGGUAUUGUUGUUUCCUUGUGUUAUUAAACAUAUGUGAUAUUA
Molecule: messenger RNA, 2364 nt
Organism: Mytilus californianus (California mussel)
Lineage: Eukaryota; Metazoa; Mollusca; Bivalvia; Mytilida; Mytilidae
Product: cysteine desulfurase, mitochondrial-like
Exons: 13
Coding region: 87-1466 (459 amino acids)
Biological process (GO): [2Fe-2S] cluster assembly
Cellular component (GO): nucleus; mitochondrion; cytosol
Molecular function (GO): cysteine desulfurase activity; pyridoxal phosphate binding
Source: RefSeq, a predicted model, not a curated record